GUAAACUCUCUUUUGGCUUCCUUUGGAGGAGCUACACAAGGCAAAAUGCGAGCGUAAAGUAGAAAGACGUUAAGUUAGUGGGUCGCUUUUAUCGAGAAAACGUUUUUCAAACGAUUCCAGAGGAUUACCGUGGCUUCAGAAGGAAUUUACUCAUAAGGCACCUGCUUUCAGAAGGACUUUGUCUACUCUUUGUUGUCGUAUUUUUAAAGUAACCCAGUGUUUUAGAAAGGGAACACAUUAUUUCGUUGGAAAGUCGUGUUUAUUGUUCCGUUUGCCUACUUUUCCAUUACUUUGAGCUUUAAUAACGGAACGUCUUUGACAAAAUUGACUUUUUUGGGAUUUGUCUACCUCUUUAUUUGCUGUGAUUUGCGUUUGGUGUUUGCAAACAAACAUUUGGAAGGGGUUUUUCGCUUUCGUGUGAUUUACUAGUGAAACACUGUUGCCUUUCUAACCGGUGGUUGAUACCUUUCCCUGGAGCUGGAGCUGUUUAUAGCAUCACUAUCAUGUAACGUUGCUCUUGGACGCACAUGUGCUUUUUAAAUCACGGACAGUAAACGGCAUUGAGAUGCAGAAGUUCUGCCUGACGGUCCUGCUGGUGCUGCGAGGCCUGAUCAUCUGCGUCUGCUCCAGCGAUCAAGCACAGCAGCAACCCGGACUCAACAGGGACACCACUGUGAUCCCCAUAGAUCCAUGCCUUCAAAUGAGUCCUCCGUGUAUUACGGAGGCGGAUCGCUUCAGCCUGGAGGCUCUUCAGCACAUCCACAGAGAGAUGGAUGAUGAUCAGGAUGGAGGCAUCGAGGUGGAGGAGAGUGUGGAGUUCAUCAUUGAAGACAUGCAGCAGCAGCAACAGGCAAACAAGCACAGUAAACUCCAUCACGAGGACCAGCAUAUCACUUUGGAGGAGCUUUGGAGGGGCUGGAAAUCAUCCGAAGUUCAUAACUGGACCCAGGAGGAUGUAUUACAGUGGCUAAGAGAGUUUGUGGAGUUGCCUCAGUAUGAAAAGAGCUUCAAAGAGCUGCGUGUCAGUGGAAACACUUUGCCCAGAAUUGCUUCCAAUGAGCCAUCAUUCAUGAGCAGUUAUCUGAAGAUCCAGGACCAGCAGCACAAACAAAAACUCAAGCUCAAAGCUCUGGAUGUAGUUCUGUUUGGCCCACCAAUACGACCCCCACACAACUGGAUGAAGGACGUUCUUCUGAUAGUGUCUAUAGUUAUGGGAAUUGGUGGAUGCUGGUUUGCACAUGUACAGAGUAAAUCAUCUAAGGUGCACAUUUCAAAGAUGAUGAAGGAUCUGGAAAGCUUGCAGAGAGCUGAACAAAGCCUCAGAGAUUUACAGGAGCAGCUGGAAAAGGCCCAAGAGGAGAAGCGCACAGUGACAGUAGAGAAGAAGAAUCUGGAGGAAAAGAUGAGGGAUGAGAUUCAGGGUGCUCAAGAAGAAGCCAACCGUCUGCACAGACUGCGAGAUGGAGCGGUGACUGAACUCAGCCGUCUGUGGUAUGCGGAGGAGGAGCUCGAACAGGUGCGUGGUGCACUGAAGAGGGCAGAGAAAGACAUGCAGACCCUUUGGUCAGUUCCUGAAUCCUUGCAGCUGUGGCUACAGCUCACCCAUGAGGUGGAGGUCCAGUACUACAACGUCAAGAAGCAAAGUGCAGAACAACAACUCAUCACAGCUAAAGAUGAGGCAGAGAAGAUCAAGAAGAAAAGGAGUUCAGUUUUAGGUACCCUACAUGUUGCACACAGCUCCUCACUGGAUCAAGUGGAUCAGAGAAUUCUGGAGGCCAAGAAUGCUCUAGCAGAGGUGACUGCAUGUUUACGGGAGCGUCUGCACCGCUGGCAGCAGAUUGAGGGCUUGUGUGGUUUUCCUCUGAUGAAAAACGCGGGUCUGCCCAAUCUCACCGCUACACUCUAUCCAGACCCCAACUGGAUGCUCAUGCCUCGAGCUGCACUGCAGUCCUACCAAGUGCCUGUUUCAGUGGAGGACAUGGAGGAGGAAAUGCCACAGAUUAUACCACAGAUUCCUGUAACAGUUGCACCUCUGAAGUGUUCUCCGCGGUCUCUGGUUCGCUCCCGUCGAUCUGGGCAUAUGGUUCCAUCGCCUGUCAUUGUAUCACCUGACCCAGACCUCCUGAUACCCAUACGAUCUCCACAAAGCCGAUAUGGAGAGGAUGAAGAAGGGCAUAUCAAAUACACCCCUAUUGUGAAACAGGAGUCCAUGGAAACAUCCUCAGAUACUGAGUCUAUCGGGUCCUCCAUUAGCCGAAAGUACAGUACCCUUGACGUACCUCCUCGAAGAAAAUACAUUUUCUCCGAUAAAAUGCCUCGAAAGAUCUCCCUGGAUGAACAAGAGGACACUUCCUCACGCAAAAUCUCCCAGGAGGAGAUGGACGAGUCUUUGAUGGUGAACACCUCAAGGAAAGCAUCACGAGAGGAACUGGACAUCAAUACUCCAUCAAGAAAGACAUCUAGAGAAGAAUUAGACGAACCUCCUAAACAACUGGUUAGAGGAGAAACCGAGAUUUCCUUUGAUUCAAGGAAAUUACCCAGAGACCUGUCUUUAGAUUCGACAAUGAGGUACUACUCUACAGAAAAGAUGUCUCCAGUUGCGAUCAGCAUGGACAGUCAGAGACAACGAUCGAUCAGAGACAGAAAAGAUCACAUGGACAGCAUUUCUAGAGUUAUACCGAAAGCAGAGUUUGAUAUUGAUACCACACCUGGAUCUAGAUAUGCAGAUGCCUUACUCAGCACAUCCAUUAAACACAAAGAAAACCUGGACUUUGCAAGCAACAUCCAGCGAGGAAGAAUGUUUAGAGAAAACUCUUUUGAUUCCAACUUUGAUAGUUCAUUGGAGAGCUCAAAGAAAUUGAAGAUGUUAGCCAGAGCAGAUAUACCCAAGGACAUCCCUUCACGAAUGAUGGCGCAAGAUGAAUUCGAUGUGUCCGCAGAUUUGGAAAGACUAAAAAUGAGAGACAUUGCAAUGGAGACUCCUUCGAGGAACAUACUGAGAGACGAGUUUGACAGAAGCAAGUCCUUAAAAGAAAACAGGGAUAUCCGGAUGGAAAUUCCUUCAAAGAAACUCUCUCGAGAUGAGCAAGAGGUCGUGAUGGAGACACAACGGAUUCAACGCAAGCUAGACAGCUCUCUGGAAACUCCAAUUGGUAAAAUACAGAGAGAGAUCGUGGGUGUGUCUGUCGAGGCUCCAAGGCGCAAGAUUUCGCAGGAGGAGUUUGUGGUUACAAACCCAGGACAGUUUGGCCCUCCUGACCUCACCGUUAGUUCUUUGAUGCUCUGCAAAUCACCCCUGGAUUCAAUCAGCACACUAGUGUAUGAUGGGAUCUUGGAAAAGUCCUAUGAAAGCCCUCUCAUGUCUAGUCCUGGUAAUCUCAGUCAUGCUGCAUCAGUGUCUAGCUCUAUCCAAAGCCUUGUGGGAAAUGAAGGACAAUCAGCCCAUUCGUCAUCUUCAGAAUCUGGCGGCAAAGAAAAAGGCAAGAAAACCUCUAAGCUCAAGAGUUUGUUUAAGAAGAAAAAGGAGAAGGAUAAAGACCAAUGAAGAUCAACAACAAGUAGGAAUUUAGUCACUUUUAAAAUGUCUGAAGAUCUUCAAAAAAUUGGCUUAGAAACCUGCCUUAUAGAGUUAAACUGAACAUGCUCAAUGCUUUAUAUUUGGAUGUUCUCACAAAAUGUUUUUCGCUGGAUUUGAUACGAAUCAUGAAAUAACCUGUUUAAUGGACCCUCUGCUAAAUGAAUGCAGUCUUGUAAAAAACGGAGCAGAACUCCACCUUUGGAUUGGAUUCAUAUUUACUCUUUAAUAAAGAGGCUCCAAUCUUUUUUAAGCAAUGCCACAGGAAAAAAAAACAUGCUCUCUAAAGAAUGUUUCAGGUAACAACUGCACAUUUUACAAGGCUGAACAACACUUUUCCAGCAUAAAGAACAUUUUGUGUGUGGAAAGUGUGCAUUGAUUUUAAAUGUUCAUUAUGGAACCAUACGUGUCAGUAAAGAACCUUUUUUUUAAGGGUAUUCAUGUUUAGGCCUGUCAAAUUAACUAUAUUUUGUUGUAUGAUAUAUUGCACCAAAAUAUAAACGGUAUAAUAAGAGCAUUUUAUGCUAGUCAUUAUAUAAUGCCAGAACGAAUAUAAUAUAUUAUAUAAUAUCCCAAUGCAAGUACACUCCUCCAAAGAACACAUAACAUUAAUUAUUGUCAUUUUAACAAUUUAAUUAAUAGGCAUUGAAAUCAGAAUGUGAAAAUGCAUAUUGUAAAUAAAUAAUAAUAAAUGAUAACUAAAAAGUGCAAUGGUAAAAGGUAACAGAGGCUGUGAUAUCUGCUACCAGAUCUAUUUUCAAUUGUUUUCAGUCAUUUAUAAUAAAUACUAAUGUUUUUUAGACCAUACUGACACUGACACCUCCAAUAGAGAUGGUGAUGUUGCACAAUCAGCUAAAAUGCUGUUAGAAUUGGUUUUUAUGUAUGGGCGGUAUAUAUUGUAUCACCAAAAAUGAUUGAGAUCAUGUGCAUGUGUUUUGCGAUAUAUGGAUUUUUGUGACAGGCCUAUUCAUGUUCUGUCCAGUAAAGGUUAUUUUUAUGGAAGAAAAACAA
This is a messenger RNA of Danio aesculapii, 4585 nucleotides long. RefSeq names its product tromal interaction molecule 2a (gene stim2a). The transcript has 12 exons. Gene Ontology annotation, biological process: activation of store-operated calcium channel activity; store-operated calcium entry; intracellular calcium ion homeostasis. NCBI's taxonomy places the organism in Eukaryota, Metazoa, Chordata, Actinopteri, Cypriniformes, Danionidae. Gene Ontology annotation, cellular component: plasma membrane; endoplasmic reticulum. Bases 566 to 3544 code for a protein of 992 amino acids. Gene Ontology annotation, molecular function: calcium channel regulator activity; protein binding; calcium ion binding. The record is from RefSeq and is a predicted model, not a curated record.